This is a messenger RNA of Entelurus aequoreus (snake pipefish), 4632 nucleotides long. RefSeq names its product signal peptide, CUB domain, EGF-like 3 (gene scube3). The coding region runs from base 275 to 3346 and encodes 1023 amino acids. The record is from RefSeq and is a predicted model, not a curated record. Gene Ontology annotation, biological process: signal transduction. Gene Ontology annotation, molecular function: calcium ion binding. NCBI's taxonomy places the organism in Eukaryota, Metazoa, Chordata, Actinopteri, Syngnathiformes, Syngnathidae. Gene Ontology annotation, cellular component: cell surface. The transcript is spliced from 23 exons.
CUCUCCGUCUCUCUUUCUCAAAUUGACAUUGGUCUGCCUCGAAACAUGAUAACAGAAAAGCCUCCACGCGCUCCGCAUUUUAAGCAGGCGUAAAGACGUUUGUUUAAAAAAAAAAAAGAAAAGAUAUUAAAAAAAAAAAGAAAAAGAAAAAAGGGAGCUCGCACCGGAUCGUGGUCGGCGCGCGUCCACGGGGACUAAUAUCGCGCUAAUUUAGUGGCGCGUGCACCUUUCUAGAGCUGCGAGAUAUAUUUCUAGAUCCUUCUAGAAAGUCACCAUGAACGUGCACGCCUUCAUUCGAGCCAGCUUUGGAUUUGUGGGCUUUUGCCUGGUCGCCUUUGUCCAACAGUCCACUUCAGGAAGUAAAACCAGCCAAGAUGUGGACGAGUGUGCAGAGGCGCUUGACAACUGCAGCAUCGACGCCAUCUGCCAGAACACGCUGAAAUCUUACAAGUGUAUCUGCAAGUCAGGCUAUAAAGGGGAUGGUAAACAUUGUGAAGAUGUCGACGAGUGUGCAACUGAAUACAAUGGCGGCUGUGUCCAUGAGUGCAUCAAUAUCCCAGGAAAUUACAGGUGCACAUGCUAUGAUGGCUUCCGCUUGGCACAUGAUGGGCACAAUUGUCUAGAUGUAGACGAGUGUUCAGAAGGGAACGGCGGAUGCCAGCAGAUCUGUGUCAACAUGAUGGGCAGCUAUGAAUGUCGUUGCAGAGAAGGAUUCCUCUUGAGUGACAACCAGCACACCUGCAUCCAGAGGCCCAAAGUGCGACCCGAAGGCGCGAGGGACGGACCCACCUGCAUGGACAAGAACCAUGGCUGUGCACACAUCUGUAGGGAAACGCAGAAAGGUGGCAUCUCCUGUGAAUGCCGACCUGGAUUCCAGCUCACCCGCAAUAUGAAGGACUGUAAAUUGACGUGUAACUACGGAAAUGGAGGUUGCCAGCACAUCUGUGAGGAGACGGACCACGGCCCCAAGUGUUCAUGCCACAUGAAGUUUGUCCUGCACACCGAUGGCAAGACUUGUGUUGGCGUGGGUGUGCGUGUGCAUGCAGGGGAGAGGAGUGUCCAGUCCCAGGCAGCCCCACAGCUGUUCCCUAAUGAGACGUGUGCAGUAAACAACGGUGGCUGCGAUAGCACGUGUCACGAAUCGGUGACGGGAGUUCGCUGCAGCUGUCCCGUUGGAUUUACUCUGCAGCCGGAUCGCAAGACCUGCAAAGACAUUGACGAGUGCCGUCUCAACAACGGGGGCUGCGACCACGUGUGUCGGAACACAGUGGGCAGCUUUGAGUGCAGCUGCAAGAAAGGAUACAAGCUGCUGACCAAUGAAAGAACAUGUCAAGACAUCGACGAGUGCUCCUUUGACCGUGCCUGCGACCAUUUCUGUGUCAACUCUGCAGGAAGCUUCCAGUGCCUUUGUCACAAGGGCUACGUCCUCUACGGCCUGGCGCACUGCGGAGAUAUUGAUGAAUGCAGUAUAAACCGGGGAGGUUGUAAAUAUGGCUGCAUUAACACUCUGGGGAGCUACGAGUGUACCUGUCCACCUGGAUACAAGCUGCACUGGAACAGAAAAGACUGCAUAGAGCUAGUGAAAUGUCCUCCAGGCCUUGUUGCCCCAAAGGCUACUCUCACCUGUAGCAAGACAGGCAAGAAAGAGAGCUGCUCUCUCACCUGUGCUUCCAAGGCACACUAUCUGGCAGAGUCUGACAACAGCUAUUCUGUGAGCUGCGGGAUACCCAUCGUCAGAGGGAAGUCCCCCUCUAGGCUCAACACCAGCAGCAGUCAGAGCUGCAUAGAGACUUUGGCGCCUCCAGUGAAACAGACAGCGUCAUUCAAGAUUAAAAAUGCCAAAUGCCACCUGCACCCUAAAUUAACUGGCAGGACUGAGGACAGGGGGCGGACUAUAGGACCAGGAGCUGGUCAGCCCUGCAGUAACUGCCUGGUGACGUUUGUCAAUCUCAAAUGUGACUCCUCAAAGAAAUCAAAAGGUCGGCGUGCUCGCAACCCCACUAAUAAAGAGGUAACACGUAUCACUUUGGAGCUGGAAGCCGAGGUCAAAGCCGGAGACACAACAGGAAGUUGUAAUCUCAGCUGCCUAAGACAACGUAUGGAGAAACAGGUCAAGACUUACAUCAAGGCCCUGAAGAAGUCCAUCAAUCAAGAGCGCUUCCUCAUCCGAGUUGCUGGUUUGGAAUACGAGGUGGCCCAGAAACUUCCACAGGCUGCUCCCGUUCAAGAGAACUGUGGACCAGGCACAGAAAGAGACAGCGGGCGAUGUGUCAGAUGCCUGCCUGGCUCAUACUACCACGGUGAGCAGGAGCGUUGUGUUCAGUGUCCGCCCGGCACCUUCCAGGAGAGGGAGGGCCAGCUGGCAUGCGACCUGUGUCCGGGCAGUGACGGCCACGGUCCUGUCGGGGCAAGAAAUAUUUCCUCAUGUGCAGGCCAAUGUCCCACUGGGUUCUUCUCAGGCGAUGGCUUCAAGCCUUGUCAACUGUGUCCUCAGGGCACAUACCAGCCAGAUUUGGGUCGGACAUUGUGCUUUCCUUGCGGGGGAGGACUGAGCACCAAGCGUGAGGGCGCAAGCUCCUUCCAUGAUUGUGAAGUCAAAGUGCAGUGUUCUCCAGGCCAUUACUACAACACAUCAGUGCACAGGUGUAUCCGCUGCCCAGUUGGAACCUAUCAGACUGAGUUUAGGCAGAACUACUGUAUUUCCUGCCCUGGGAACACCACCACCGACUUUGAUGGCGCUACCAGUGUCUCACAGUGCAAGAACAGGCAAUGUGGAGGCGAGAUGGGCGAGUUCAUGGGCUACAUCGAGUCGCCAAACUACCCGGGAAAUUACCCGGCAAAUGUGGAGUGCAUUUGGAACAUCAACCCGCCCAGCAAGCGUAAGAUCCUGAUUGUGGUGCCGGAGAUCUUCCUGCCAUCAGAGGAUGAGUGCGGAGAUGUGCUGGUGAUGAGGAAGAACUGGUCAGCUACAUCCAUCACAACCUAUGAGACGUGUCAGACAUAUGAACGGCCUAUUGCCUUCACAGCACGCUCCAGGCGCCUCUGGAUUAAUUUCAAGUCCAAUGAGGCCAACAGUGCCAGGGGCUUUCAGAUCCCUUACGUGACUUAUGAUGAGGACUAUGAGCAGCUGGUCGAGGACAUAGUACGGGAUGGAAGACUUUACGCUUCAGAAAACCAUCAAGAAAUCCUCAAGGACAAAAAACUGAUAAAGACUCUUUUUGACGUGCUGGCUCACCCAAACAACUACUUCAAGUACACCACUCGGGAGUCCAACGAGAUGCUUCCUCGCUCCUUCAUACGUCUCAUAAGCAGCAAAGUCUCUGCUUUCCUGCGACCAUACAAGUAAACACGCAUCUCCACCUCAGUAAACACCCCUCUCCUCUUACAGGCUACAUCCCGCAACUCUUAAAGGACUUCAACAUAUAAAACUCGGUUGUUGUUUUUUUUUUUUACCUUUUGUUAUUUUCAAUGGACAAACCUGCAUAAUAAUUUGUGUUGUUUGUCAGUUUUCCUGCACAGAUCCACCGAGCGUGAGCGUUUCGUGGUCAUGUAGAAUAUGUGAGUGGGUUCGGUUUCUAUUGUGUCGUGCAAUGAGACCGUAAAAAAGGAUGGAAUGGUCUGUUUGAGACAGUAGGAGUGAUGUUGUGUUAGAGCUUGUUGUAUUUGCUUAAAUGACUGAUCUGAAUUCCAGCUCCGACUGCGACCAUUAAGUAUGACUGUAAGUGUUGUGCAAGUGUUGUGUAACCCCGGUUCCGUCAUGGCGUGUGUGUGUGUGUGUGUGUGUGUGUGUGUGUGUGUGUGUGUGUGUGUGUGUGUGUGUGUGCUUGAGCGUGUGUCCUCGAGGAGGAGCAGUUGCUAACUAAUUCAUGUCGCAGCUGCGUUCCACCUCAUUUAAAGCCUUACUAUGUUUGAGCUCUUAGAGCAGUUUUACUGUUAAAACAGUUCAUCUGUGCUGUCUAUACUGCAGCAGCCUUUUCCAUCCCGCCCAGAAUUUCUGUUGCUCUUUUUUAUUCUUUUCCAAGGCGACUUUAAAACAAAUACAAAAAAAAAAGGUGGUUAAUCAUUCCAGGAACACAGAGGACAUUUUUGGAAAAAAAUAAACUAAUAACCGUGAGAGCCGCAGGAAUGAGAUGAUGUGGAAUGUGUCUCGGAGAGGGACAUGAUGUUUGCUGCUUCUUGUAAAAGGUCACUUUAAUUUUUUUCCAUCUCAUUUUGACUUCAUAGUCUCAAGGUUUCAAAUGGAAUCUCGAGAUACUUCAUUCUUGUAAAUAAUGAACAAAAGUAAGACAAGGGUUGAUUUUGUUAAACAGGACCCCAGAAUCCCAGAAUCUUGCCCAUUUCAAAUCCAAAGACCACCAAGUCCUUUCAAGUCAUGUUUGGUCUGUCCCAGUGCAGACAGCUCUUCCAAAGAGGGCCCAAAAGGGUAAAGGUUGUUUUGUACACGAGAUCCGCAGCCCCUCAUUCUACCUUGAUAGUAAAAGUGCAAUGAAUAAACACAAAUAUCACACCUUGAAUUCGCUUCAGAUGUGACGCAAAAAAAUCAUUUGGGAAGCCCAUUUUAUGAAAUGUUAAGAGCGGACCUUUACUGCUCUAGUGCAGACAUAAAAGUCAAAAAUGUAUUAAAAAAAAAAA